AUGGCCCGCGCCGGGCGCCCCCGGGCCCCCGGGCUGCUGCUGCCCCUGCUGCUGCUGCUGCCCGCUCUGUGCGCCCGGGCAGCAGAGCCGGUGGACGUGCUGAAGGCGCUGCACUUCCAGGCCCAGCCGGCCGGCGUGCGGAAGACGACGGGGUUCUGCCCCGCCGGGCGGGCAGGGGCGGGGCCGGACGUGGCCUACAGGAUAUCACGGCAGGCGCAGAUCAGCGCCCCCACCAGGCAGCUCUUCUCAGGGAAGUUCCCGGAGGAUUUCUCCAUCAUGGCCCUGGUGAGGCCCAAGGCCGGGACCCAGGGGUUCCUGCUCUCCAUGUACGACCAGCACGGCACCCAGCAGCUGGGGGUGGAGCUGGGGCGCUCGCCCGUCUUCCUCUACCAGGACCAGAGCGGCCGGCCCGCCCCCGAGGACUACCCGCUCUUCCGGGGCAUCAACCUCGCUGACGGCAAGUGGCACCGGCUGGCGCUGAGUGUGCACAGACAGUCCGUGACCCUGAUCCUGGACUGUAAGAAGAAGGUGACGCGGACGCUGCCCCGGGGCCCCCACCCGGUGAUCGACACCCGUGGCAUCACUGUCUUUGGCACCCGCAUCCUCGACGAGGAGGUCUUCCAGGGUGACAUCCAGCAGCUGCUCAUCGUCCCGAACCCCCAGGCGGCCUACGACUACUGCGAGCACUACAGCCCCGACUGCCCUGCCCUGCCCCACCUGCCCCAGGCACAGGAGGCGCUGCAGAGACCUGCCAGGCCCCAGUACUUUGAGGAGGAGGUGGAGUACUAUGAGUACCCCGACUCUUACGGGAAUAAAGAGGAUGGGAACGCGUCCCUCCCCACUCCUUCGGGGGGCACAGUGGAGCAGAAACCCGCCGGGCCGGGCCGCAAGGCGCCCGCCAAGCCGGCAGCCAAGCAGCAGAAACGGGAGCAGCUGAUGAGCACGGCCCCAGCCUACGGCAAAGCCCCCGGUGGCGGGAAAGCCUCCGGCAACGGCAAAUCCCCCGGCAAAGCCCCUGGCAACGGCAAAGCCCCCGGCAAAGGCAAAUCCCCUGGCAAGUCCCCCGGCAACGGCAAAUCCCCCGGCAACGCCAAGUCCCCCGGCAAUGCCAAGAUGGCAGCUGGGGAGAAACACCCGGCCGUGAAAAAUGCCCUGGGCAAGGCCCAGACGGGGGGGAAGGCCUACGCUGGCACCGGCGCGCCCAGGAAACACGGCAACAGCUACCAGCAGGAGGCUCCCAGCCCGGCCCCUGCCGCUCCGGGUGAGGACGAGGUGCUUGUGGAGGAGUACGUGACGGGGCAGGAGUACGAGUACGUCUAUAAGGACUUUCCCGAGGGAGCCGAGCCAUCGGAGCUGGGGCCCGUGCUCUCUGCAGAGACCCCCCAGAAUGGAGGCGCUGUGCGCGGAGUCAGAGGCUACAAAGGAGAGAAAGGAGAGCCGGCCGUCAUGGAACCGGGAAUGCUGGUGGAGGGCCCCCCCGGCCCUGAGGGACCUGCGGGCAUAUCAGGGCCGCCGGGCACACAGGGCCCUCCGGGCCCCCCAGGAGAUCCUGGUGAGAGGGGUCCUCCUGGCCGUUCAGGUCUCCCUGGCUCGGAUGGGAUGCCUGGACCCCCUGGCACGUCUCUCAUGCUCCCGUUCCGGUUUGGGAGCAGCGGUGGAGACAAGGGGCCUGCGGUGUCCGCACACGAGGCACAAGCGCAGGCCAUCUUACAGCAAGCCCGGAUGGCCCUGCGUGGCCCCCCGGGACCCAUGGGAUACACUGGCCGGCCUGGGCCCCUGGGGCAGCCAGGGGGCCCCGGGCUGAAGGGGGAAGCCGGAGACUUCGGACCCCAGGGACCGCGCGGGCCGCAGGGCCUGUCUGGCCCCCCGGGGAAGCCUGGAAGGAGGGGUCGUGCUGGAGCUGACGGCGCUCGGGGGAUGCCUGGGGAGCCUGGUGUUAAGGGCGACCGAGGCUUUGACGGGUUGCCGGGGCUGCCGGGGGACAAGGGGUACAGGGGUGAGACGGGUUCCCAGGGCAUCCCAGGCCCCCCUGGUGAGGACGGACAGCGGGGAGACGAUGGAGAGGUUGGCCCCAGAGGGCUCCCUGGAGAACCGGGACCCAGAGGUUUGCUUGGACCCAAAGGCCCACCAGGGAUCCCCGGGCCUCUGGGCGUGCGUGGCAUAGAUGGUCCCAUCGGGCCCAAAGGGAACCUGGGGCCGCAAGGCGAGCCAGGCCCCCCAGGUCAGCAGGGAACUCCAGGCACCCAGGGAUUGCCUGGCCCACAAGGUGCUAUGGGGCCCCCCGGAGAGAAGGGUCCCAGAGGCAAACCUGGCCUCCCCGGCAUGCCGGGGUCCGACGGGCCUCCCGGGCAUCCGGGGAAGGAAGGUCCGCCGGGAACCAAAGGUAACCAGGGCCCGUCUGGUCCCCAAGGUCCAAUUGGCUACCCAGGCCCACGUGGUGUGAAGGGCGUGGAUGGAAUUCGGGGACUGAAGGGUCACAAGGGUGAGAAGGGUGAGGAUGGAUUCCCUGGGUUCAAGGGCGACUUCGGGGUGAAAGGAGACAGGGGCGAGGUGGGUGUCCCAGGAUCCAGAGGAGAGGAUGGACCGGAAGGUCCCAAAGGCCGGACCGGACCCUCGGGCGACCCGGGUCCCCUUGGACUGGUGGGAGAGAAGGGGAAGCUGGGCGUACCAGGUCUUCCCGGAUACCCAGGACGGCAAGGCCCAAAGGGAUCUCAGGGCUUCCCUGGAUUCCCUGGCAGCAAUGGUGAGAAGGGUGCUCGGGGUCUAUCCGGGAAGCCAGGGCCCCGGGGCGAGCGCGGCCCCUCGGGUCCCAGGGGCCAGCGGGGGCCACGAGGAGCCACUGGAAAGCUGGGGGCAAAGGGCACCUCUGGCGGUGACGGCCCCCAUGGCCCUCCAGGGGAAAGGGGACUCCCGGGCCCCCAGGGGCCAAACGGCUUCCCCGGACCCAAAGGACCACCGGGCCCCCCUGGCAAGGACGGGCUUCCCGGGCAUCCCGGUCAGCGAGGAGAAGUCGGUUUCCAAGGCAAGACGGGCCCGCCCGGCCCCCCGGGGGUGGUGGGACCUCAGGGCGCUUCUGGGGAGUCUGGUCCGAUGGGGGAGAGAGGUCACCCAGGCCCCCCUGGACCCCCGGGAGAGCAGGGCUUGCCAGGACCCUCUGGGAAAGAAGGAACCAAGGGAGACCCUGGCCCCCCGGGAGCCCUCGGGAAAGACGGCCCGGCUGGACUGCGCGGUUUCCCCGGUGAGCGUGGGCUGCCUGGCACCCCGGGCGGCACGGGGCUCAAAGGGAAUGAGGGGCCGGCCGGACCCCCAGGACCCGCAGGAUCCCCCGGCGAGAGAGGUGGCCCUGGGCAGGGCGGCCCCAUCGGACCCCCAGGCAGACCGGGCCCCCAAGGGCCCCCAGGCCCCGCUGGAGAGAAAGGAGUUCCUGGUGAGAAAGGUCCCAUAGGCCCCGCUGGCCGUGACGGAGUCCAGGGUCCCGUUGGGCUGCCCGGCCCAGCGGGGCCCCCGGGGGGUGCUGGUGAGGAUGGCGACAAGGGCGAGGUGGGUGAGCCGGGCCAGAAGGGUGGCAAAGGCAACAAGGGAGAGCACGGUCCCCCAGGCCCCCCAGGUCCCAUGGGCCCAGUCGGGCAGCCUGGAGCAGCUGGGGCUGAUGGGGAGCCGGGCGCUCGGGGCCCCCAGGGCCACUUUGGGGCGAAGGGCGACGAAGGAACCCGCGGAUUCAACGGGCCGCCUGGCCCCAUCGGGCUGCAGGGUCUGCCGGGCCCAGCGGGGGAAAAGGGCGAGACAGGUGACGUGGGCCCCAUGGGCCCCCCAGGACCACCGGGGCCGCGUGGCCCAGCCGGACCCUCCGGAGCCGACGGACCCCAAGGCGGCCCUGGAGGCAUUGGCAACCUGGGUCCCCCUGGAGAGAAGGGUGAGCCUGGCGAGUCGGGGGCCCCCGGCAUCCCCGGGGAGCCAGGAGUCAAGGGCCCGCGAGGAGAGCGAGGGGAGAAAGGAGAAACGGGAGCUGCCGGCGCAGCUGGACCCCCUGGAGGGAAAGGGCCCCCCGGAGACGAUGGGCCCAAAGGGAACCCUGGUCCUGUCGGUUUCCCAGGGGAUCCGGGCCCCUCAGGUGAAAUGGGCCCCAGGGGCCAGGAUGGGGCAAAGGGCGAGCGAGGCGAGGAUGGGGAACCCGGGCAGCUGGGCUCGCCAGGCCCGACAGGAGAGAACGGCCCCCCAGGCCCUCCAGGGAAGAGGGGCCCCGCAGGCUCCCCGGGUCCCGAGGGGCGUCAGGGUGAGAAGGGCACUAAGGGCGAGCCAGGUGCCGUGGGACCUCCUGGCAAGACUGGCCCUGUGGGGCCCCAGGGACCGGCCGGCAAGCAGGGGCCUGACGGGCUGAGAGGCAUCCCUGGCUCAGUGGGAGAACAAGGCAAGCCGGGUGCGACGGGCCAGGCGGGCCCCCCGGGACCUGUGGGCCCCCCGGGGCUGCCCGGCCUCAAAGGGGACUCCGGAGCCAAAGGAGAGAAGGGCCACCCCGGGCUGAUUGGUCUGAUCGGGCCCCCAGGCGAGCAGGGAGAGAAAGGAGACCGGGGCCUGCCUGGCCCCCAGGGCUCCCUGGGGUCAAAAGGAGAGACCGGGAUCCCUGGUGCUACCGGCCCCAUUGGACCUGCCGGGCCCCCGGGCCUUCCUGGCCCAGCCGGUCCCAAGGGUGCGAAGGGAGCCACGGGACAAGCCGGCCCCAAGGGCGAGCGAGGUGUCCCCGGCCCCCCUGGACACCCGGGCCCCCCCGGGGAGGUGAUUCAGCCGCUGCCCAUCCAGCUGCCCAAGAAGAGCAAGCGGUCGAUCGACGCCAGCCAGCUGGUGGGUGAGGACGGGGAGGGGAUGGUGGCGGACGGGGUCCAUGGCCACACAGGCGGCAUGGAUGAGAUCUUCGGCUCCCUCAACGCCCUCAAGUGGGAGAUCGAGAACAUGAAGCACCCAAUGGGCACCCAGGACAACCCGGCCCGCACCUGCCAGGACCUGCGGCUCUGCCACCCCGACCUGCCCGACGGCGAGUACUGGAUCGACCCCAACGAGGGCUGCUCCCGGGACUCCUUCAAGGUGCACUGCGACUUCUCGGCUGGCGGGGAGACCUGCCUCUUCCCCACCAAAGAGACGCAGGAGGUCCAGAUGUCUGCGUGGCAGGAGGAGAAGCCCCCGCGCUGGUUCAGCCAGUUCCAGGAAGGCAGGAAGUUCUCAUACAUGGACGCGGACGGGCGCCCGGUGGGCGUGGUGCAGCUCACCUUCCUGCGGCUGCUCAGCGUGGCCGCCCGGCAGAACUUCACCUACCACUGCCAGCGUUCGGUGGGCUGGCGCAGCGCCGCCUCUGGGGGCCACCAGCGCGCCCUCCGCCUCCGGGGCGCCAACGAGGAGGACAUGAGCUACGACACCAGCCCCUACAUCACGGCCCUUACCGAUGGCUGCGCGCUGCGGAAGGGCCCGGACAGGACGGUGCUGGAGGUGAACACGCCCCGUGUGGAGCAGCUCCCCCUGCUGGACGCGCACUUCACGGACUUUGGGGAGCCUAACCAGAAGUUUGGGUUCGAGGUGGGACCCGCCUGUUUCCUGGGCUAGGACCAAACCCCCGUGAGCCCUGGCCCCUGAGGGAACGUCCCAGCCUGGCCCAGGCCCCACCAUCCCCCGAGCAGCGAAGCUACCGGGCCUUCUGGCCACCCGAGGGACGGACACGCCACGACCACCGAGACCAACGCACCCACUGCCGUCUCCUGCUGGGACCAGGGACCGGAGAGAGGCACCGAAGAGACGUCACCGCUUAGAGCCCACCUGUAUUUUAACAUGUAGAGAGAGGGGGGACGAUUACACCCACGUGCUGGCGGGAUCCCUCGGAGCCCCACAUCCCCCCUCCCACAAUCCUCCAGCCAGAGCUCCCAGAAUGCUCCAGCAAUAUCCAUCAGAUCCCGUGGGCCAUAUUUCCCAGAAUGCCUCAGGGUACACCCUCCAUAUCUCCCAGAGCCCCUCAACUCUAACCCCAGACUGGGGCCACCCCGAAAUGGUGGAACCAGUACCCCAAUUUCCCCUCUGACCGGGGAGCAAAGCCAUUAAUGUCUAAUGAACAUUGUGAGCGAACCAGGGUUAAUUAACGUCAGCAGGGUGGCCAGCUCCCCUGUGCCGGGCAGCAUCGUGGACAGCGGACCUGGGUUAACACCAGUGGGCUCCUGUCCUCCCUCCCCACAGUGCUGACACCUGUCGCAGUGACAACGACCCUCAUGCUUCAGGGCAGGUGCUGGCCUGCAGGGAUGGGGUCAGGAGGAAACUUCCUCCUCACUGAGGGCUCAUUUAAUUACUGGUUUAGUCACCUCCUGCAGGGUUCCUGCCCUUUCCACCCAGAGCAGCCACAGGCGGGAGGCCAGGCUAGAUGGGCUCACUGGUCUGGUCCAGGCUGGGAUUCCUCUGCUUCAUUCAUUCCUAUCAAUGGGCUCCAGUCCCCCUCCUCCAUGGCGCUAAUUAAUGUCAAAGGAAGAAGAAAUGUUAAUUUCGAUAGGGUUCUCUGCUCCCCUCCCCCACUAUGGUAAUUAGUAUUGAUUUGUGAGGCUCCAACCCCUCCCCCAUUGGACUAAUUAAUAUCAAAGGAGAAAAUCUUAUUAAUUAAUAUCAGUGGGGUGCACCCCUUCCCUCUGGUACUAAUUAGCAUUAAUUGACAUGGACAGGGCUCCUCCUUCCCUGCCAUAUCAGUUAAAAUAAUGAAUAAAGCCUGUUAAUUAACAUCUCCACAGUGCUCAGAUCCCCCCACUCCCGCCUAUUUGCAAGUGAUUGUUGCUCUGGGUGUAUUUAAAAGCCUUCACCAACCUCCCCCCAUGGAAGAAGCUGAGGAGCGAAGAGAAGGACGCUGGUUUUAUUGUUUUAUUUUAAAUUAAUUAUAUUAUUUAAGGCGUGGAGACACACAGGGGUCUGGGCCCUGCCGCGGAUUUUGAAUCCCAAAUGAGCCCAUGCGCUCCGGCGUGACGCUGCCAGUCCUGGGCCAGGGGGGGAACCCAAUUCAUUUUCUUGGGGCUGCUGGACAGACGUUUCAUGGGGUGACUGUCGUUGCUUUUCGGGGUCUAACAGGCAGCGCCCCCCCCCCACGCCCCGGAGUGCUGAGCUGGCGGCCGGUGUAAUGUUUGUAAGUAAUUU
Messenger RNA from Chelonia mydas (Green sea turtle), 7149 nucleotides. It is a transcript of the gene COL11A2, whose product is annotated as collagen type XI alpha 2 chain. The record is from RefSeq and is a predicted model, not a curated record. Gene Ontology annotation, molecular function: extracellular matrix structural constituent; heparin binding. Lineage: Eukaryota; Metazoa; Chordata; Testudines; Cheloniidae. The transcript has 67 exons. Bases 1 to 5592 code for a protein of 1863 amino acids.